GCGCUCACAUCACAUGACUGGAACAUUCUGCCUCAUGACACAGUGAAUCUGCUGCCAGACACUGGAGAAACAGCACAGCUCCGUUUAUGAGCUGAUAAAAAUCAGUCAUAAACUCACGGAUCCGCGCGGCUCGUGUUCGGUACGCAGUGUUCAGUGCGCGGAGUUUUGGCGCUUUUCCUGACGGACGUUAAUACGAAGUGAGACAUGAUGGUGAAACAGUGUUUUGCUGCAGGUGUCUGCUGGACUCUACUGCUGGGGUGUGUGUUUGCAGCCCAUGCGGUGACAUUUGAGGUGACUGAAGGAAACUCUACCUGCAUUAAAGCAGAACUCAACGCCUCCUUCAGCAUCUCCUACAACACCACUAAUGGAACGAGUGUGACGGUGUUCGCGCUGCCGUCCUCAGCUGCGGUGGCUAAUGGAAGCUCCUGCGGCGCCGCCGGUGUUCCUCCAGAGCUGCUGCUGUCGUUCGGAGCGGGUCACAUGUUCUCUCUGGUGUUCUCCAGCGACGGGCGUCUGUACAGGGUGGCCAACAUGAGCCUGCAGUACAACCUCAGUGACACCAGCACCUUCCCACAAUCCUCCAGCGCAGGAGUUGUGUCCGUGAUGAGGAACGUGUCGGAGAUCUCUGCGCGGCUGAACAGCACCUACAGGUGUCUGAGCUCCACCUCCGUCAGUCUGGAUGCAGGAGUGAACGUCACCUUCGCUAAUGUUCGCAUGGAGGCGUACAUGACCUCAGCAAACCUCAGCAAAGACGAGAGUGUUUGCAGUGCUGAUCAGACGACUACAACCGUUGCCCCGACACAAUCACCCAAAACCACGGCCGCCCCGUCACCCGUCCCGCCGCCCGCCGCCCCGGAGCGCGGCAACUACACCAUCACCAACGGCAACGGCACCGUCUGCCUGCUGGCGCUGAUGGGCCUGCAGCUCAACGUCACGCACUUCUCAAAGUCUCGCAACCAGACCGUCAAUGAGGUCGUGAACCUGCAGCCCAACAGAACGACGGCCUCGGGGUCAUGCGGGGUCCCAGUGGCCACCCUGACGCUGGCCGAGGAUCUGACCAACCUCACCUUCACCUUCACGCUGAACUCGACCACACAGAAGUUUCAUCUGAGUGCCGUGAGCGUCUCCGCUUUCUGGUCCGACAUGACGGAUCGGUUCGUGGCGAGCAACAGCUCUCUGGACUACCUGCAGUGCAGCGUGGGCCGCUCGUACAUGUGCAGCACGGAGCAGAUGCUCGGCGUAGUGCCCACCUUCUCCAUCAACACCUUCAGACUGCAGCUGCAGCCCUUCAACGUCACUGCUAACAAGUUCUCUGCAGCGGAGGAGUGUCGUGUGGAUCGGGAGAACAUGCUCAUUCCCAUCAUCGUUGGAGCGGCUCUGGCUGGUCUGGUGCUGAUCGUCCUCAUCGCGUAUCUGAUCGGCAGGAAGAGGACACACGCCGGAUACCAGACCAUCUGAUCAUCAUCAUCAUCAUCAUCCUGCAUCUGUGCUGUGAUUGGCUGCUUCAGAGCAGCUGCAGCUGGAUGCACUGGACUGAGUGAGUGAGUGUGUGUGAGAGAGAGCUGGUUCAUUCUGUUCUUCUUUGCUGUGUGGUCAAAAGUCAAGGUCAGGGGUCACUGGUGUGUGUGUGUAUGUCUAGUCAACUGUCAUCUGUGUCUCAACAACUCGUUUCCUGUUGGUCAGUUUGUUACUCUAAAGCCGUUAUAUUAAUGAAUCUGUGUAAAUAAUGAUUGUUUUAAGUCAGAGGUCACGAGUGAGACUACAAAUAACUGAUCAACCAAACUGGACAAACGAGUCUGACAAACCUUCCCUCGUCCUCAUUUAUACAAAUCAUUCAGAAAUAAUGUCAUUUUAUUAUUAUUAUAAUGUUCUUUUUAUUCUAAUAAUGCUAAAUGUUUUCGGUGACACUUUACAAUAAGGUUCAUUUGUUGACAUUAAUUGAUACAUUAAUAAUAAUGAGCGAUAUAUUCCAGCAUUUAUGAAUCUUUGUUAAUGUUAGUUUAUAAAAAUGUGCGUUAGUUCACAGUGAAUUAACUAAUGAGAACAGAUACAACUCUUGAUUUUAAUAAUUAGUAAAUGUUGAUAUUAAUAAACGCUGUGGAAGUGUUGUUCAUCGUUAGUUCAUGUCAACUAAUGUUAACGAAUGAACCUUAUGACCAUGUUUCCUGUCUGUAGUCAUUUUAAUUGGCUUCAUGUAAAAACAAUAGAAGUUUAUGACAUCACCUCAUUUACAUAAGUGUGUGUAGUAAAUGUUCUCAUCAUGUAGUGUGUGUGUGUGUGUGUGUGUGUGUUCAGGUGUCUGCAUUAUAAGCACAGCUGUCACCGUCAAAUACAUCAAUAAACAUACUAAACCAUUUUACUCCAAAUGUAAACAUGCAGAAACUUUCUGAGGGUUUGUGUCGAGGAUAAACAAUAUCAUUAGCUCAGUAUAAAAACCAUUUUGUGUGUGUGUGUGUGUGUGUGUGUGUGUGAGAGUGAGAGUGAGAGAGUGUGUGUGUGUGAGUGAGUGUGAGAGAGAGUGAGAGUGUGUGUGUGUGUGUGUGUGUGUGUGUGUGUGUGUGUGUGUGUGUGUGUGUGUGUGUGUGUGAGAGAGACACUGGCAUUAAAUGACACCUGAUAUAAAUAAUUGAUGUUGUUGUAGUUGUGUCUCGGAUCAUGAAACCUGUAUAGAGCCGCAUGUGAAUUACCCAUGAUCCUCCACUCACACUCACACACACACACACUCUCGCAGCAGCUGUCAGUGUAACUGAUGGUCAGUUUGUUGGAGUGAAAAGGGAAACUGUGGACUGUGCCUGUUUAACAUGAAUGAUUGAGUCUGAUGUGCUUUUCUGGGAUGUUUAUAAGAAACUCUUUCGCUGUGUUUGAAGUGCUUCAUCAUCAUCAUCAUCAUCAUCAGAAUGACACAUGACGUGUGCAUCAGUGUGUUUAUGAUGAGCAUUAAAGGCUGAAUGAUGAUGAUGAUGAAGCACACUGGGUUUGAUCUGCAUUGGAGCUCUGCUGCGUUCACACCAUGUCAUAAUUACAGUAAAUGUUACUGUACGCUUUCAAUUCGCUCUCGCUGUACUUUGAUGUCACACACCGAUCGCUCAGCACAGUGCACAGGUCAGGUGGUACAAGUCACAGCUCUCAGAAAAUCACCGGUUCACAUGUUGUAUUUACACAUUAUACAGGCUUUAUACAGUUCAGAAUUGUUACGGUAAUUACGACAUGGCGUGAACGCGCCUUUCUUUAUUGUGGUGAGUUUGAUGGGUCACAUGACUUGUCACUGGGUCAUGUGACUCCAGUGCCGUGUUUGCUGGUUUCUGCUCUUUUGUAGCGAAUGUUUCAUUAUUUUUAUGCAUCAGGGUUUGAGGUUAAUAAAUAAAUAAUGACUUACA
This is a messenger RNA of Ctenopharyngodon idella (grass carp), 3377 nucleotides long. It is a transcript of the gene lamp1a, whose product is annotated as lysosomal associated membrane protein 1a. Lineage: Eukaryota; Metazoa; Chordata; Actinopteri; Cypriniformes; Xenocyprididae. The record is from RefSeq and is a predicted model, not a curated record. The coding region runs from base 205 to 1458 and encodes 417 amino acids. The transcript is spliced from 9 exons. Gene Ontology annotation, cellular component: membrane.